UCUCGUGGCCUGGGUCAGCCCGUGAGAAUCUUGGCAAGCCCUCCACUGCGGAAGGAAGGAGCCGUCCUGACGCUGAGCUCUCACCAUGUCUCAGGCGGAAUUUGAGAAAGCUGCUGCUAUGGUGAGGGAAAUGAAGGUUCCGAUCUCAGAGCAAGAAAAACUGGAGAUUUAUAGUCUCUACAAACAAGCCACCAUCGGGGACAUCAACAUUCCCUGCCCUUGUGCAACCGAUGUAACAGGCAAAGCCAAAUGGGAGGCCUGGAAUGGACGCAAAGGGAUGAGCAAGGCCGAUGCCAUGAAGAAUUACAUAGCGAAAGCAGAAGAGCUGAAAAAGAAGUAUGGAGCGUAAAAUUGAGCGUUCGUAGAUAUCAGGCAGCCUCGUGCCAUUAGCAGAGCUUUUGACCCAGCAUCCCUGCUAGGGAGUUUCUCUCACCCUUAGAUCAGUGUAGCGUAGCUGUCAAGCUAAUAAAACUAAUCAACAACAGUGGAGUGUAUGUGGCUGGAAAAAAGCGUGCAGAGUUUGCAUGCUCCCCUUUGAGUCUAUACAUGUAUGGAAGUUCAUUUCAGGAUAAGGAUAGUCCAGCCAUUGUUUAUGAUUUCUGGUAAACUCUUACAGAUAUUUAAGAGGCUGACUUCACAAGCCAGUGUAUUUGUUUAAAGAAACACCCUCCCUUUGAAAAAACACAUUACUGUCUGCCAGUGUCACACUUACCCUAGUUAAUAGAGCUGCUCAAGCUUAUGGGACAAAGGAACUUGAUGGACUGUUUGACUUUGUUCAGUUUCUCCCUUAUUAAAAUGGGCCUGUGGAAUUCAGACAAUUAAACAAGAAACCACAUUGCCAAUAUGUAAUCCUGGGGUGUGGAGAAGACACACCACAGGCAGCCUUUACAAGGUCAAAUGGUGGGCAAUCAUUAAUCCAGAACAGGCCAGGGUUAAUCUAGAUACGAUCUCCCCCUCUCUAAUUUCCUUUUAACCUUUUUAUACUUCAGAUUCUGUGCUGAUGUUCAGUUCUUAAGGAAGCACAUCAGUUCACCAAGCUAAAGCAAUACAACUCCAGGGCAAACCGUUGAUUAGAAACCAUUGUCUCUCUCACCGGUGCCAGGGUGGGAGGUUGUUACUAGAUAUAUGCAAGUAACUGGAUGAUGGGGGCUCAUCGAGAGGUCAGCAGCUCCCACUCCUCACUUUAAGUUAGUUGCUAUGGCAAAGAUUAUGAUGUCAUUAGAAUGAUGAUGUUAAGGACCAAGAAGCAGAUGAAUUCCUCACCAUCCAAGCUGCCAUUUGCAGAUACAGUACCUGCCCCUCUAAAUAAAACAUGGAUUACUUCCAAGUGUGUUAUUUAGAAAACCUUCUGUGUGCCCUUCACACAUGCAGCACCACAAGCAGAGAAUUUGGGUCGGGAGGUAGACAGCAGAUGGCCACUCUGCUCUUCUGAUUCAAUGGAACUCUUUCCAAUGAGCUUAAACUCAUCUACUGCAGAAUACAGAGCCGUCUUGCAGA
Messenger RNA from Chelonoidis abingdonii (Abingdon island giant tortoise), 1497 nucleotides. Its product is annotated as diazepam-binding inhibitor-like 5. NCBI's taxonomy places the organism in Eukaryota, Metazoa, Chordata, Testudines, Testudinidae. Gene Ontology annotation, molecular function: fatty-acyl-CoA binding. The record is from RefSeq and is a predicted model, not a curated record. Gene Ontology annotation, biological process: fatty acid metabolic process. Gene Ontology annotation, cellular component: mitochondrion.